CAUCAACGACCACAAUCUUCCCAUUUCGACUUACGUAGUCAUCAUCCCAGGUCUUGCUUUCGACUACCGGGAAACCUCUUCUUCGACGUUUCGAUACUUCUCCAAACUGGAUCAGGUACUCGCGACCGAUAAAUCCCCCGAUUCGAGCAAGCUGAUCUCGGCCUUCAACUCCUAAGAUGUCGUUCAGCUUCGGAAACGCAAGCUCUUCCAGCGCGCCCAACAACACGACAUCGACUGCGCCAGCUUCGGGGGGCCUUUUUGGAGCAGCUACAGGAACUCCUAGCUUCUCAUUCGGCUCGAUUGGUGGCUCUGCCAGUAACACCACAACACCGACCAGCAGCGCAACCAAUAUGUUUGGUCAGCAAAGCGGUGCCUCGGCGCAGAAGCCCGGCGGCAAUCUCUUCGGCGGCGGCGCAAACACAGCCAACACUUCUACCACUCCCUCUUCUGGUGGUAUCUUCGGCGGUGGUGGCUCUACAACUCCUGCGACGGGUGGUCUUUUUGGGGGUGCCUCGUCUACUACGCCAGCGGCUACUUCAGCACCUGCUAGCGGUGGAUUGUUUGGUGGUGGUGCCAGCAAUUCAACGGCCCCUGCAUCUUCAGGACUUUUUGGAAACAAUGGGAACAAUGCAAGCAAGCCAGCCACUGGCCUCUUCGGCGGUGGUGGCUCUUCUACUACUGCUAGUAGUGGCGCUGGUCUGUUCGGCCAGAAUAAUGCCAACCAGGCAGCGACAGCUACCCCUUCUUCUGCAACCACAAACCUUUUCGGAAACGCCGCCUCUGGGGCUGCAACUCCUGCUAAGCCAACUUUCGCUUUACCAUCUACGACUCCAGCUGGGGCACCACCCGCUGACUCUUCGAAGCCUACUGGUGGAUUAUUCGGCAAUACAGGCGCGCAAGCAUCCGGUGGAAACUCUAGUUUAUUCGGCGGAGCGAAACCUGCAAGCACGUCUGCUCCUUCUGCCCAACCCAGCACUACAGCAGCUGCAUCAUCCAGCGGCCUGUUCGGGGGUGCGCAGUCCGGAAGCAGCGCUCCUCCCGGGGGUCUUUUUGGAGCAAAGCCGGCUCCAGCCUCUACUCCCGCGGCCGGAGGCCUGUUCGGUACGAAGACUGAAGGGGCUCCGCCUGCUGCGGCUUCGCAAGCCGGAAGCACGGCCCCUGCCAACUCUACAGCCUCCUUAUUCGGUGCCAAACCUGCAGCCCCAGCGACUACAACUCCAGGCUCGACACCGGCGAGUGGCCUUUUCGGCGGCGGCGCAACAACUUCUGCUGCCUCAGGAGCUUCUGCUACAACAACAGCUGGAGGUUUGUUCGGAGCCAAACCUGCAACAAGUACAACUUCUACAGCGGCUCCGGCCACAACUUCAGCAAGCGCUGGCAGUCUUUUUGGCGGCGCUCCCAAGCCAUCUACCGAAUCAUCUACUUCAACGCCAGCCGGUGGUCUGUUCGGAGCACCUGCAUCCAGCCAGCCGGCCGGUUCUGCAGCUACCACGACUGCAACAGCUGGUGCAACAACUACUACUGCCCCUGCGGUGGGCUCAACUCCUGCUGCUGCCAGCAGCCUGUUUGGUACGAAGCCUACCACAGACGCCAGCAAGGAUGCAGCUAAGUCUGCGGCUUCCAGUGCCACCCCUGGAGCCCUAGGCGCUUCCACGACUGGCCCAACAUCCCAGAUGGCGCGACUCAAGAACAAAACCAUGGAGGACAUUGUCACACGUUGGGCAUCCGAUCUCUCCAAAUACCAGAAGGAAUUUAAGGAGCAAGCCACCACUGUGUCGACCUGGGACAGAAGCCUGGUGGAUAACGGCGAGAAGAUCCAGAAGUUGUACUUGGAUACAUUCGAGGCUGAACGAGCCAGCCAUGAAAUCGAGCGACAGCUUGCUGCUGUAGAAAGCCAGCAAGAUGAGCUCGAGGCUUGGUUGGACCGAUAUGAGUCUGAGGUUCAGGAUAUGUUUGCGAAGCAGCUUGGUCCUGGUGAGCAGUUAGCUGGCCCUGACCAAGAACGAGAACGUACAUACAAGCUUGCGGAGAAGCUGACGCAACAAUUGGAUGAAAAGUCGCGCGAUCUCUCCAAGAUGGUCAAGGAAAUCAAUGACAUCUCAGGGACAUUGAACAAGGGUGCUAAGCCUGAGGACCCUCUGAGCCAGAUUGUUCGGGUCCUGAAUGGCCACCUUACACAAUUGCAGUGGAUUGAUGCUAAUGCCUCGUCGCUGCAAGCCAAGGUCGCGGCUGCUCAGAAAUCGAGCAGCAACCUAGGAAGUCAUUAUGCCGGUUCUGAUAAUGAUGCGGCAGAGAGCUUCUAUCGCUCUUACAUGGGUCGACGAUGAGGAGGGGGCAAUCAUUAUUGGCUUGGAGUUUUAGGCAAGGAAUUCAGAUAAUUCUGUAUCAGAUAUGAACAUGGAGAGAAGACGUGCAGUACAGCUCAGUUUAGAGUAACAAGGAUACGGGCGACAUCUGGAAAUCCAAUGUUGAGGAGUG
Messenger RNA from Fusarium oxysporum Fo47, 2478 nucleotides. Its product is annotated as Nsp1-like C-terminal region-domain-containing protein. Bases 177 to 2327 code for a protein of 716 amino acids. Gene Ontology annotation, molecular function: phospholipid binding; structural constituent of nuclear pore. Gene Ontology annotation, biological process: protein import into nucleus; RNA export from nucleus. Lineage: Eukaryota; Fungi; Ascomycota; Sordariomycetes; Hypocreales; Nectriaceae. The record is from RefSeq and is a predicted model, not a curated record. The transcript is spliced from 2 exons. Gene Ontology annotation, cellular component: nuclear pore; nuclear pore central transport channel.